AUGGCGCUUCAGCCUACCCAGGCCACGCCCACACCCGCACCAUCCUCUCCCCCAAUCAAGCCUACUAGAUCUCCGAGCCGCCAGUCCCAGCUCAGCGGGGACUCGGCAGAGCGUAAGACCCUCCAGCAAGAUGCGAUCAAGAGAGAGCCUGAUGGGCCCUCGUCGCUCCAGACUGAGAACUUGGUCACGCCUGAGAACCCGCUUUCGCACAAGAAAGGUCCACGCGAAGGCCCCCAACCCAAGGACAAAGAGCCCGCUGGCCCCAAGUCACCCAAGACACUGUCUAUCCGCGAGGCACGCGCGCGCGACAGCAUAGACCUGACCCAGAAGCGAUGGAGUCCUCAGUCCGGCGUCGUUAUCGAGGGCUUGGACGUCAACAAGAAACCGGAUAAGGCCGCCCAUGCGGCAGACACGCCUGAGCCUUUGACAAACACGCGCGAACUGAGCAGGGCCUCGCUUGAGCCGCCCGACGACACGCGGCGCAAGAGUGGCCGAGCGCGCACCCAGCCCGGAUACGUUCACUCGACGCGCUCGCCGCCGUCGAGUGUCAAGGGUCCUUUGGAGGGUAUUGAGGAGCAGUACCGUGCGAUUGCGGCGGCCCAUAUGGCAGCUACAGAGUCCCAACGGACGUCAACUCGCCUGUCCGCCGCAAGCCCGCCCAUAACCCCCGCCCUAAGCUUCAAGGCCGCCAGCAUCCCUGAGGUAUUUAUGCGGCCAAUGUCGCGACCACCGCCUCCGCCGCCCAUCCAGCCCUCCUUCCGCCAGUUUUACAGCCUCAUCCCUAUCGGCCCACGUCUCGGGUACCUCCUCCCCGCCAUCAUGGCCAGUCUCGUAGCCGCGGCGGUCCAACCUUUCAUCUCGACUGUGAUCGGGAGUGCUUUUGGUGCACUCGCCGCAUUCCCGCCUUAUCAGGCCGCGACGCAUGAGCAGAAAGUGACGCUCCUCCGCGUCGUCGGCACGGCGAGCCUGAAGCUCGUCGGCGCCGGGGGAGUGUUCGCGCUGAGCGAGUAUGGUGUGUUUGUGGGCUGGACGUACUUCGGAGAGACGUCAACGGCGUAUCUCCGGAGGCGGGUGUAUGACGGCGUGAGAUCCAAGUCCAUGGCAUGGUACGACACUGGGAUGGGGACGGCGGAAGCGGCUGGUGGGGAUGCGGUGGGCUCUGGCGGGUUGAUGGGCAAGUUUGCGCGCGAGACGGACGACGUGCGAAUCGCCUCGAGCCUCUCGACCGGCCUUCUCGUGCAGAACAUAGCUAGCUUCAUCGCAUGCUUCGUCCUGGGACUCAUCAAGCUUCCCACUCUCGCCAUCGUCACCCUGUCUUCCCUUCCCUUCCUGGCAGCGCUGAACGCCCUCACCGAGCGCUCGGCGAACAAGAGCCAAACGACGGAGCGGCGUGCGUUCGCUGAGGCCGCCACCACCGCCGAACGCACGGCCGCAGCCAUCGCAACCGUCAAAGCGCACAACGCCCAGUCAGCCGAAGUCGCCCGGUUUAAUACCCUCGUCGUGAAAGCCAAGGGGCAACUCGUACGCCAGGCGCUCGUAUGGGCUCAAUGCAUGGGUCUCAACGACUUUCUCGUCAUGCUCAUGUUCAUCGUCGGAUUCUGGUAUGGUGCGAUCCUCGUGAACAAAGGCAAGGCGACGGUGGCCGACGUCAUGACCGUCUUCUUCUCGUGCCUUCUAGGAGCAGCGGCGCUGCAAACUGCACCACCCCAGCUCAUGAUCGUCAACAAGGGCAAGGCGUCCCUCGCGUCCCUCCUCACCGUCAUUCAGGAGGUGGACGAGGAGCGGCCCGCCGCCCGCAAAGUUGUCCGCCUCAAGGGCGAGUUCGAGUUCAAGUCUCUCUUCUUCGCAUACCCCUCCCGGCCGCGGCAGCUCGUGUUGCGCGGCGUAGACCUCUUCCUCCCCUGUGGCGAGUUGACGUUCAUCGUCGGCGGCAGCGGGAGUGGGAAGAGCACCAUCGCCCACCUCCUCCUCCGCCUGUACUCCCCUUCCCCGGGGGCAGGCGAGAUCAACCUCGACGAACAUCCGUUAAGCUCCUACGACCCGAAGUUUACAAACGGACAUAUCGCCGCCGUGUCCCAGGGCUGCCUGAUUUUCGACAUGAGUGUGCACGACAACGUCGCAAUGGGUGUUCUGGGCGCCGAUGCGAGCACGUACGGCCGGACUCGCAAGCUCGAGGACGUGACACGCGACGAGGUGGUCGACGCAUGCCGUAUGGCGCUCAUCCAUGAAUUCAUCGAGACCCUGCCGAAGGGCUACGACACGAUGUUGGGUAACGGUGGCAACGCUCUCAGCGGUGGACAGAAACAACGCCUGGCGAUCGCGCGUGCCCGGAUCCGUGACCCUGCCGUGUUGAUCCUCGAUGAAGCGACGGCGGCCCUAGACGCAACCUCACGCGUUGAAGUGUUCGAGGCCGUGCGCGCCUGGCGGAAGGACAGCACCACCAUCGUGAUCACGCACGACCUCUCCCAGAUCAAAGACAAUGACUUCUUGUACGUCAUGCAGGACGGGAGCGUCGUGCAGCAGGGCUUCCGCAGAGACCUGACACACGGCGUGUUCGCCGCCAUGGCGGCUGAGCAGAGUGUCGCCCCUCUACUCCCCAAGCUUGAUUUUAGCUGGCGUGCCGCCGAGAUCGAUGAAGACGAGGAGGAGGAGGAGGACCUCGACGAACUCGCCCGUAUCCACACAACAACGUUGAGGAUGAGCUUGCUCCCCCUUCCGAGGAGACAUUCUGUCGUCGGCACUCGGCCGCGGAGUAUGUCACUCGGCCGUCCCAGAACCGGUAGCCUGAACAAGGCGCCCGAGCGCUGGAGGGCGAGUAUCCACAGUUUCUCCCAGGUGACGAAGACAGGUAGCCACACCUCGAUUCCCACCAAGCUGCGACCCUCGAUAGACCGUCGCUCCGUCGACUGCCGUAGCAUCGACCUCCGCUCCUCGGCAGACAAAGAGACCUUUGAGCAAGUCGAAGACAAGGACAUUUCCCACCCCGAGCACCGCCCCUCAGUAGCCUGGCAGGACACUGACGAGCUAAAAGUCUACGGCUUCUUCCGUCUCAUGUGGCGAUUCCUCCCCACUCUUCCGCACAAAGGCAUCCUCCUCUUCGGCACAAUCACCAGUAUCGCGCGCGGCAUUGCUACUCCCAUCUGGUCCUUUUUCCUCGCCCAACUCAUGGCUCUCCUAGGUACAGGGUCAAACGGGGAGGUCGCGAAGAAGUCGGCCAUUCUAAUCGCCAUCAUUGUGGGCCAAGGCCUAGCCGUAUUCGGACAGCAUGCCUCUUUAGCCAGCCUCGGGGCUAUAUGGACUGCGCGCCUGCGGUCGCAAAGCUACGCCGUGGUAUUGGCUCAGGACAAGGGAUGGUUCGACCGGGACGAAAACAACCCUUCCCGAAUCGUGCAGGGCUUGAUCAAGGACGUCGACGACAUGCGCCACCUCGUGGCUACCGUUCUUCCACGCACCAUCGUGGCGGUGUGCAUGGUCGCUCUUGGGUUUACUUGGGCCAUGGUCGUUGGGUGGCAGCUCACACUCGUUGGACUAGGUCUGUUUCCCUUGUUCGGCGUGAUCGGCUUCGUGAGCAGCACCAUGUUCAGCCGCGCCGAGGUGUAUAAUAAGGCGCGACGCGAGGCCGUCUCGCGCCUCUUCUUCGAGGCCGUCGCCAACGUCCGCGGCAUCCGCGCCAUGGCCCUAGAACAGAGCUUCACCCAACGCUUCAUGUCCGAAUCCGCCGAAGCCCGGACACACGCCCAACGCGCAAUCUGGUCAACCGCCCUCGGCUCAGCCUUCAACUGCGCCAUGCCCCUCUUUGCACAGGCCCUCCUAAAUUACGUCGGAGCAAUCUUCCUCCGUAAUGGAACAAUGGACCUAGCGGCCAUGCUCAAAGUCUACGCCCUCGUCCUCUUCAGCGUAACGUUCGCCGUCUCCCUCUUAGGGUUCAUGCCACUCCUUAUCAAGGCCAAGGUCGCCGCCGCAGACUUUGAGCGCUUCCGCACCCUUUCGCCCACGACCUCCGAGUCAAUUGGGACCGCAAAAUUUCCCAUCUCCGGCGACAUUUCUUUCCAGAAUGUCCUGUUCCGAUAUCCCACCCGCCCUGACACCGUGUUCACAGACCUCUCCCUCACUCUCACUUCCGGCGAGGCUGUCGCUAUCGUUGGUCCAAGUGGAGCGGGAAAGAGCACGAUUGCCGCCCUGCUGCAACGCCUCUACUUUCCCACCGCCGGAGCUAUCAAGUUGGGCAACUACGACCUCUCUACGGCCGACAUUAAGACCGUGCGCGAAGGGAUCGCCAUCGUUUCGCAGACGCCACAUCUCUUCGACGCUAGCGUGGCUGAUAAUAUCCGCUAUGGCGGGUCGGCGCCUCUUGAGGAAGUCAUGGCUGCAGCAAAGGUGGCGCGGAUCCACGACUUUGUCGCUGGUCUGCCACAGGGAUACGAGACAAAGCUUGGAGAGAACGCGGCCUUGAUUAGUGGCGGACAGGCGCAGCGACUGCAGAUCGCGCGUGCAAUGCUUCGCCACGCCAAGGUCCUCAUCCUGGACGAGGCCACCAGCGCUCUGGAUGUCGAGAACCAGGCUGGUAUCCUCGACACCCUCCUCGCCCUCAAGAAGUACCACACGACCAUCUUCAUCACCCACUCGGUGGACGUGAUGCGCCGGUGUGAUCGCAUCAUCUGUCUCGGUGACGGACGGGUCGCCGAGGACGGGACGUAUGCUGGCCUCAUUGCGAGCGGGGGAGAGUUUGCCCAACUGCUCAAGACUGGCGAAUGGCAGUAG
Cutaneotrichosporon cavernicola is the source of this 4761-nucleotide messenger RNA. RefSeq lists its product as uncharacterized. The transcript is spliced from 5 exons. Gene Ontology annotation, biological process: transmembrane transport. The record is from RefSeq and is a predicted model, not a curated record. Lineage: Eukaryota; Fungi; Basidiomycota; Tremellomycetes; Trichosporonales; Trichosporonaceae. Gene Ontology annotation, cellular component: membrane. The coding region runs from base 1 to 4761 and encodes 1586 amino acids. Gene Ontology annotation, molecular function: ATP hydrolysis activity; ABC-type transporter activity; ATP binding.